UUAUCACGGGGAAUAAGUAUUCCUUGAUGUGGAAUUGCCAAUCGGUGAACGGAAAAUAAUGAAACAUUAAGAGCGACAAGAAUUGAUAGCGUUGGUUUAGUAAACAUUUAGUUGCUCUCUUCAUCUCAGUCGUUCGGUUCGCGCGUUAGUAAAGCAGGAAUACUCAUCAAGUUCGGUUCAUCCUUCGUAUCUGCGCGCUCUAGUAAAAUGGUAUUAUGUCAUAUUCGUGCAACGAUGCGACUCAGCCGGUUGAUGAACGUGGCCACAGUCAAAUCACAUUAUGGAUACCAGUGCAGAUUUCUGAGCACCAGCAGUCUGUUGUUAAAAGACCGACUCUACACUGACAAACACGAAUGGGUCUCAGUCGAGGGAGAGAUCGGAACUGUUGGUAUUUCGAAUUUCGCGCAGGAAGCGCUCGGAGAGGUGGUAUUUGCUCAACUGCCAGACGCAGGUACCAAAUUAUCACAGAAGGAUGAGUGCGGUGCCCUGGAAAGCGUGAAAGCAGCCAGUGAGUUGUAUUCCCCUAUAUCAGGAAUAGUCACAGAGAAAAACACCGCCGUUGAAGAAACUCCCGGACUGGUAAACACUUCCUGUUAUGAAAAGGGUUGGUUAUUUAAGUUGAAAGUUACUAAGCCAGAGGAACUAACAAAACUGAUGAACGAACAGCAGUAUGCAGCAUUUUUGAAAACCGAUGAUCACUAAUCAUCAAUCAGAUGCACGCUGUCGAGCGGUGUGGCAGCUAAUCUGUGAAGGCAUGCAUUAAUAAAUAGUUGCUAGGCUAGACGUUAUUUGUAAUUUAUAAAGUAAAUGAAAUUUCGUUGCUCGAAUGUAUCGGAGAAUUUUUUUUAUAAGAACAAAAAAUUAAAUAAAUCUGUUGUAU
This is a messenger RNA of Toxorhynchites rutilus septentrionalis, 880 nucleotides long. It is a transcript of the gene ppl, whose product is annotated as glycine cleavage system H protein, mitochondrial. Gene Ontology annotation, cellular component: cytoplasm; mitochondrion; glycine cleavage complex. Lineage: Eukaryota; Metazoa; Arthropoda; Insecta; Diptera; Culicidae. The transcript is spliced from 4 exons. Bases 208 to 702 code for a protein of 164 amino acids. The record is from RefSeq and is a predicted model, not a curated record. Gene Ontology annotation, biological process: protein lipoylation; glycine decarboxylation via glycine cleavage system.